AUGAAUUUAGUGUUUUCUCUAUUGACUCUUUAUGUGGGAUAUAGUUAUGGAAUUAUUUACAGGCUUAAUGAUACCUCAUACGCCCGGAUGCCCCCCAUCUACAAGAUGGAUAACUAUGAAGACUGCCUGGCCACGAGCACCAACCAGUACUGCUUGAUCCACUUCACUUUGGUUUCAGAUCAUCCAAACGACCUGUUAUUUAUGAUACAGGAAUAUUCGAUGAAAGAGUCAACACACUUAAACUACACAGAACUAAGAUACGGCAUUUGCGUAGAAAAGAAAUGCGACGGUUACAAGGGGAACAAAUCUUUGAUCUCCGAAGAACAUCUCGAGACGUGCCUUAAUGAGACGUUUUCGAAGAAUUAUGAAUCGUUGAAAACCAAAAUAACAGAUGUCGCUUGCAGUUCAAGUCAACACGGGACAUUUUUAAAUAUCAAAGCCGGAGACUUGGUCGUUGCUAUAGUAAUAUUUGGAAUCAUAUUACUGAACUUUGUUGGAAGCUUAUAUGAUGUAUUCACAGCUAGCAAGAAGCAUCAAGGUCAAAAAGUCCUCUUAUGUUUUUCGAUUCGACGGAAUUGGAGGUGGUUAUGGUCGACGGCGGACUUCGGAGACGAGAUGCGUCGAUUUCAAAUUUUAUAUAGCAUAAGAGCUUUGAUUAUCGUUGGAAUAAUUUCAGCCCACGUUCUCCUGCCAUUUCUACUGAUCGGAAACAAUCCAAGAGCUUUAGAAGACUCAUACCUAAACCCGAUUCAAGCGAUCUUCCUCAGUGGCCCAAUGAUCAUACAGACUUACUUCGUGAUGUCUGGAUUCCUCCUAGCUUACAAGAUGCAAAUACAUUUCAAGAAACAUAACGUCAACUUUGCAUUUAUACCGAGGCUAAUAUUUUUCAGAUGGUUAAGAUUAACACCUCCCUACGCUUUCUUGCUUGCUCUCAUGGCGACUUGGUUGAGGUUCUUGAAAACCGGUCCAUUUUGGGAGAUAACAGGUGGGAUGGAGGUGGCGUCUUGUCGGAAUCGUUGGUGGUUGAAUCUUCUUUACGUUGACAACUACUUCUAUCAUUCUCAGUGCAUGCCACACACAUGGUAUAUAGCCGCGGACAUGCAGUUAUAUAUUUUUGGCGCUGUGGUGUGUCUUAUAUUAAGGCACAUCAAACGACCGACCUGGGUCCUACUUCCUCUGUUCCUGCUGGGAUUAAUCAUACCGACUGUUCACACAUACGUGCAGGACUUGGAUCCUAUGCUUAUUUUAAAACCAAAAGGAUGUAGUACUUUCUUCGACGACGACAAGACCUUCAACGAAGUGUACAAGAGGGGCCAUACGAAUAUGGUGAGCUUUGUGAUUGGACUGAGCACAGGCUACAUUCUCAUGAACAUGUGGAGAACUAUAGACGCUUCUAUUAAAAAAUUUGAGAAAUAUUUCUUCCUGCUUUGGUUCAUCAUCCCUGUGGGAGCGGCCUUCAUGUAUCUCGGCUCGGUGUUCUACAGGGACGCACCCAGGGACCCUCUUUAUAUAAGGACCUUGUUUGCAGCCAUCUCGAGGCCUUUUAUGGGAUUUUUAGCGGCGUUCUUUAUAUUGGGAAUGAUAUUAAAGAUUGAGAGUUUGAAAAUUAAAGAAGACGCGCUGAGAGAGCACAGUACACUAAACACCUGGAGACGGCAAGCUAAAGAUUUCCUGAGAGUGGUAAUGAAUUGGGAUGGAUGGGUGGUACCAGGCAGGUUAUCUUACUGUGUCUACUUACUGCAUCUUCCCAUCUUGAGAAUCUCCACCACCAUGGCUACGAACCUCAUUCCCGCAUCACCACUUUACAUAAUUGCAGCUCUUGCAGCAUUAACAGCAGUGUCCUACGUAUUAGCAGUGCCGCUAUCCUUGUUGGUAGAACUACCAUUCAUUCGGCUUAUAAAAGAAGGAUGUACGAAGGCACCAGAGCAAGAGAAUCAGACUAAGACGAGGCUAUAG
Messenger RNA from Leptosia nina, 1956 nucleotides. Lineage: Eukaryota; Metazoa; Arthropoda; Insecta; Lepidoptera; Pieridae. The record is from the annotation of a GenBank genome assembly.